CUCUGUUUUAACUUCAAACACACCGCUAGACGUAGAUUUCUCCUCACACGUGUACUACUUUAAGAUUCCAUGGCCGGAAGAGGAAAAUCAAUUGGCUCUGGUGCCGCCAAGAAGGCUACAUCUCGUAGCAGCAAGGCCGGUCUGCAAUUCCCGGUCGGCCGUAUCGCCCGGUUCUUGAAAGCCGGCAAGUACGCCGAGCGAGUCGGUGCUGGCGCACCGGUCUACCUCGCCGCCGUCCUCGAAUAUCUCGCUGCUGAGGUGUUGGAAUUGGCUGGGAACGCUGCUCGGGAUAACAAGAAGACGAGGAUUGUGCCGAGGCACAUCCAGUUGGCCGUCAGGAACGACGAGGAGCUGAGCAAGCUGCUCGGUUCCGUCACCAUCGCUAACGGCGGCGUUAUGCCCAACAUCCACAACAUGCUCUUGCCUAAGAAAACUGGCACGGGAAAAUCUGGCCCCUCUGACGACUAGAAGAGUAACCGAGCUUCUCUCAAUUCCCUUUUGUAAAAAAGUAAGAUGGAAAAUAGAGUGAUUUAGGGAGGUUAGCUGAUCUGUUGGAUUGUUGUUAUGAAUUUUAUAUUCGAUCUACUUAAAGAAACAAAUUGUGUUCCAAUCGUUUAUUUAUUUUCUUAUCCAACUAUUAUAUCAAA
Molecule: messenger RNA, 647 nt
Organism: Prunus dulcis (almond)
Lineage: Eukaryota; Viridiplantae; Streptophyta; Magnoliopsida; Rosales; Rosaceae
Product: histone H2A.6-like
Exons: 2
Coding region: 70-468 (132 amino acids)
Cellular component (GO): nucleosome
Molecular function (GO): protein heterodimerization activity; DNA binding; structural constituent of chromatin
Source: RefSeq, a predicted model, not a curated record